AUGGUGAGAUUGUCCAGUCCAAUACGACAUGUUAGUGCAUUAUUAUCUCGUGUUCCAAAAAGUGCGCAAGCAUCACGCAAUUAUAGUAAAACCAUCACUAAUCCGUUUAGUCGAUCACCUUAUACUACUUCAACAUACCAUAAAACAUAUAAUAAUCUCAGACCUGUUUCUUCUACAUCACCAUUCCACGCGCUCAGAAAGACAACGCGAAUAUCUUAUCACUAUAGUACAACCACUCAGUAUAAAAAUGAAAAUUCGAAGCCUACAAAGCAUGUCAGUGAAACUAUUCUCGAUAAUGUAUCCAAAGUGGAUGUGAAAAGAGUACUUGUUGUAGGGUCUGGUGGAUUAUCCAUUGGUCAGGCUGGCGAAUUCGACUAUUCAGGUUCACAGGCCAUUAAGGCUCUACGUGAAUCAGGCAUUCAUACUAUACUUGUAAAUCCCAACAUUGCCACUAUUCAGACAUCACAUGCUUUAGCAGAUACUGUUUAUUUCCUACCUGUUACUCCUGAAUACCUUACGCAUAUCAUUGAACGAGAACGACCCGAUGGGAUAUUAUUAACAUUCGGUGGUCAGACUGGGUUAAAUUGUGGUAUAAAGUUAGAUAAAAUGGGUGUUUUAGCUCGAAAUGGAGUUAAAGUAUUGGGUACGCCGAUUCGUACUUUGGAAGUAAGCGAAGAUAGGGACUUAUUCGCGCAGGCAUUGAAAGAAAUUGAUAUUCCUGUUGCAGAAUCCACUGCAGUUUCUACUGUCGAUGAUGCUCUUGCAGCCGCUGAACAAAUAGGUUAUCCUGUAAUUAUUCGUUCAGCGUUCGCUUUGGGUGGGCUUGGGUCUGGAUUUGCCUCAAGCCCCGAAGAAUUACAUAGUCUGGCAGCCAGAUCCUUGUCAUUGUCGCCUCAAAUCCUUGUAGAAAAAUCCAUGAAAGGUUGGAAGGAAGUUGAAUACGAAGUCGUUCGUGAUGCUGCAAAUAACUGUAUUACUGUUUGCAAUAUGGAGAAUUUCGAUCCACUUGGAAUUCACACCGGUGAUUCUAUUGUUGUCGCUCCAAGCCAGACAUUAAGUGAUGAAGAAUACCAUAUGCUCAGAACUGCUGCAAUUAAGAUAAUUCGUCAUUUGGGGGUAGUAGGUGAAUGUAACGUUCAAUAUGCUUUAAAUCCUCAAAGCCUUGAAUAUAAAGUCAUCGAAGUAAACGCUCGUCUUAGCCGUAGCAGUGCCCUGGCAUCCAAAGCUACCGGAUAUCCUCUUGCUUUCAUUGCCGCAAAGAUUGCGUUGGGUCACACACUUCCUGAACUUCCAAAUUUAGUAACUAAAACUACUACGGCCUGUUUUGAACCAUCAUUGGAUUAUAUUGUCACAAAGAUUCCAAAAUGGGAUCUGAGGAAAUUCCAGCACGUCAAUCGUGAUAUCGGUAGUUCCAUGAAAAGUGUAGGUGAAGUUAUGGCAGUCGGUAGGACAUUUGAAGAAAGUUUACAAAAGGCUAUUCGUCAAGUUGAUCCUUCUUUUAAGGGCUUCCAAUCCUUGCAAUUCCCAGAACUUGAUAAGACACUUAAAAAUCCUACCGACCUUCGAUUAUUUGCCAUUGGCCAAGCGAUGCUUGAAAAAAAUUAUACGAUCGAUCAAAUUCAUGAUCUUACCAAGAUUGAUAAAUGGUUCCUUUAUAAGCUUGGUAAUAUUGUUAACAUUCAACAUGAUCUAAAACAUGCUGGAAAAUUAGAAAACGUAUCCAAAACAUUAUUGCAAGAUGCAAAGAAAAAAGGGUUUUCUGAUUCACAAAUUGCCGCUUUAUUACAAGAAACCAAUGAAGAUCAAGUACGCAAAGUAAGAAAGGAGCAUGGAAUUACACCAUUUGUCAAGCAAAUUGAUACUCUUGCAGCUGAAUUUCCUGCCAAGACGAAUUAUUUGUAUACUACCUAUAAUGCUACGACUAACGACAUUGACUUUAAUGACCACGGAACUAUGGUGCUAGGUUCCGGAGUAUAUCGUAUUGGUUCAUCUGUCGAAUUUGAUUGGUGUGGGGUUUCAGCCAUCCGUGCCCUUCGUAGAAUGGGCAAGAAAACUGUUAUGGUGAAUUACAAUCCAGAAACAGUUUCCACAGAUUUUGAUGAAUGUGAUAGACUCUAUUUUGAGGAACUUUCAUUUGAGCGUGUAAUGGACAUUUAUGAAGCAGAAAAGGCACAAGGUGUUGUAGUAUCUGUGGGUGGGCAAUUACCGCAGAAUAUUGCGUUACGAAUGUAUGAAAAUAAGGUAAAUGUUUUAGGAACAAGUCCUGUUUCUAUCGAUAAGGCUGAGGAUCGAUUCAAAUUUUCGAAAGUUUUGGAUGAAAUUGGUGUGGACCAACCCGAAUGGAAGGAAUUAUCCAGUGUAGAAGAAGCUGAAAAAUUUGCUGAUAGAGUUGGAUACCCAGUCCUUGUUCGUCCCUCGUACGUUCUCUCAGGUGCUGCCAUGAACGUUUGUCAUACACGUGAGGCUCUACAGAAGAACCUUUCCGAAGCUGCAUCAGUUUCACCGUUACAUCCCGUAGUAAUUACUAAAUUCAUAUCACCUGCUGCUGAGAUUGAUGUAGAUGCAGUUGCAUACAAGGGCAAAUUAUUAAUUCAUGCAGUCUCUGAGCAUGUGGAAAACGCUGGUGUUCAUUCUGGUGAUGCUACUCUUGUAUUGCCCCCAAGUGAUACUAACGAAAAAACUAUGGCACGACUGAAAGAAAUUGCUAGUAAAGUCGCUAAAGCUUUCGAUAUUACUGGACCCUUUAACAUGCAAAUUAUCAGAAAGGAUAAUCCAAAUGGAGAAUCAGAGCUGAAAGUUAUUGAAUGUAACCUUCGUGCAUCGAGAUCAUUUCCAUUCGUGUCUAAGGUGCUUGGAACAAAUUUCAUUGAUAUUGCUAUGCAUGCAUUGUGUGACUAUCAAGUUCCAGAGCCAGUUGAUCUUAUGGAAUUAAAGAAAGAUUAUCAAGCUGUUAAAGUACCGCAAUUUUCUUGGACUCGCUUACAAGGAGCAGAUCCUUUCCUCGGUGUUGAAAUGGCAUCCACGGGUGAAGUUGCUUCUUUCGGUAAAGACAAAUAUGAAGCGUAUUGGUCAGCCAUCCAAUCUACACAGAAUUUCAGAAUUCCUAAACCAGGAAGCGGUAUACUCUUAGGAAGAGAUGAUUUGACGAAUGAUGAUGAUUUCUACGCUGUCGCACAUACACUAUCUAAAGAUUUAGGACACCCAUUAUAUACAUCAUCACCAAAAGUAACGGAACACCUUGCGAAACAAGGUAUUAAAGCCACAACAUUAAUCCUACCGGAACAUAACAAACGUGCGUUACAUCAAGUUUUCCAAAGUAAUAAAAUUGAUUUCGUUUUUAAUCUCGCACAACUUCGGGCAUCGGAUGUAAAUGAUGAGAACUAUAUUGCCAGAAGAUCAGCAGUAGAUUUUGGUAUUCCAUUGGUCAAUGAUGGUAAAUGUGCUAGAUUAUUUGUUGAAUCUUUCAAGAGGAAACGUCAAGAAUUAGGCAGUUUGUCAGAUGGCCAAUAUCCAGGUGAAGUUAAAA
Molecule: messenger RNA, 3526 nt
Organism: Racocetra persica
Lineage: Eukaryota; Fungi; Glomeromycota; Glomeromycetes; Diversisporales; Gigasporaceae
Source: the annotation of a GenBank genome assembly